Molecule: messenger RNA, 1065 nt
Organism: Plectropomus leopardus (leopard coralgrouper)
Lineage: Eukaryota; Metazoa; Chordata; Actinopteri; Perciformes; Serranidae
Gene: c2h1orf50
Product: chromosome 2 C1orf50 homolog
Source: RefSeq, a predicted model, not a curated record
UCAUACCUCCGGUACUUUAUGGUAUUUGUAUUUUUAGUCUAACAUUAGCUGGUUAUGAAAGCACCAGCUAGUCAGAAAGAGUGAAAACCUGUCAACGGACAAAUUUGUAUUAAAACGGAGAGAAGACAGCAUGGACAGGACGGUCAGUCUUCCCAACCAGCCCGACAAAACCACCACAGUGACUCUGGUUGAGAGCAGCAGCUCCCCCAGCGGUCUGGAACUGGUCAGUUCCUACCAGACCAACAGAGUGGGAGACCCCAUGGACUUGGUGGCCCUGGCAUCACAAGUACAGAAGGGAGAUGACUUCAUUAAAGCCAACGCCUGCAACAGGCUGACAGUCAUUGCUGACCAGAUCAGAUACUUACAGGAGCAGGCCAGAAAGGUUUUAGAAGAUGCUAAAAGAGAUUCUGACCUCCACCAUGCCGCCUGUAACAUAGUGAAGAAACCAGGCAACAUGUAUUACCUCUACCAGCGGCCAUCUGGACAGAAAUACUUCUCCAUCAUCUCUCCUAAGGAAUGGGGUCCAAGUUGCCCUCACACAUUUGUUGGUGCAUUCAAACUUCAACACGACAUGUCCUGGACGCCCAUGGACGAGGUGGAGAAGAGGGACUCAGAGAUCGCCAUCAUGGACAAACUGCUGAGCCAGCAGACUGCCUUACCACCCUACACAGAGCCCAACUUCAAGGGCCUCUCUGACUGAAGGACUGCUCAACUGCAGAAAGGACUGGACUAUUAAAAGGACACGUUGGACACUAUAGUCUUAAUGGACAGGCCAAAAUAAAUAACCCUUUAUUAUUAGCCCCACAGCAGGCUAAUUUGCAAAUCCAUACAUAGAUUGGGAUUGCUGUUAUCAAAUCACCUCACACUGUUUUGGUAACUUUGAUUGACGUUUGUGCACAACGCAUCACUGCACAUUUUUAUUUGUAUACUCAUCAGCUGCUGCUGUUGAAUUUAUAAAUGUGAAACAUUAUGAAUGAUUCUCAAACUGAAAAUAUCAAAGCAGGCUUCAAUGGCAAGCCUGUGCAUGGACACUUCAUAAAUAAAGUUUUGAAAUGUUUACUUCUC